AUGCCAGGCCCCUCCCACCUCCAGCUCCAUCCCGCUCCCCGUUUUCCCAACCCCAGGCUGCUGAUGCCUUCCAGUGUCCAUGGGAAAUACGGCAAUCACGCGUGGGGCUCCAUGAGAGUGAGCCAUAAAACGUUAAAAAUGUCCAGUAACGUUACCGUGUUGGAAGUCGGUACCGGCGUGUUCGUCCUUGCGUUGGUUUGGAUAGCGGCUCUGGUGUUCGGUAUGAUGCUGCUGAGAGCGUCUGGAUCCGCAAAGUUAGGAGUUAUCCCGCUUUUCCUCCUGGCUCUCAUCAUCACAUUGGCGCUGGUGUUUUUCCCUCGCAGCCCAGAGACCGCACCUGCUUUCAAAGAGAUAGAGAUAGUGGACACAUUAUUCAUCGGACGCUACGUGCUGCUGGCCGUGGCGAGCGCAGUCUUUCUGGUAAUGCUCUUCAUGCUGCUUCCCUUUCAUUUCCUGGAGCCAGUCUAUGCCAAAGCUUUAAGAACAUACUAAAGCUGCCAGGGUCAGAGUUGGCACCGGGUUCACAUCACUGAUGUACAUGUCUUAAGACAAGCAGGCUCAUCAAGAGGCCCCCGCUUCAUCUGGAAGCAUA
Messenger RNA from Scomber japonicus (chub mackerel), 592 nucleotides. It is a transcript of the gene tmem218, whose product is annotated as transmembrane protein 218. The transcript has 4 exons. The record is from RefSeq and is a predicted model, not a curated record. The coding region runs from base 1 to 492 and encodes 163 amino acids. NCBI's taxonomy places the organism in Eukaryota, Metazoa, Chordata, Actinopteri, Scombriformes, Scombridae.